AUGUCUCUACCCAAGGACACCCUCAACCCGGACCCGGGGCUGUCGUCGCCGUUCCCCGGCCAGCCUCGCCCCUUCUCUUCGUCUCUUCCUCGAGAGGAGCUGACUGCUCGUCUUGCCGAGCCCGUUCUCCCAACCCCACCACCUGCUCGAGGGGCUUCUCCUGUUCCCGGAGGCGACGCACUACAGGCGACCGAAGCUCCCUUUAUUGGCGGGAGCUCUACUCAAGGCCCUGGCGUCUCUGCCUUGGCUGCCGCUCUUUCAAACUCUCUGGGGCAGUCACCGCCUCGUCACGGCACGCCGGCGGCUCGAGUCGGUACUCCUCCACGGUCCCAAUCUCCCGCCGUCUUCGCUCGAGCAGACACACCUACGCAUUGUGGCUCUUUUGAAUCAAGGUCCCGCGUCGGCCCCGGCAGCGCCACCGGUCCAUAUGAAGAUCAUGAAAUCGUAAAGCGACACUUGGUGCAGCCCAGUGAUGCGGAGAACCCGCCUUCAGAAGACUCGUCUCCUGUGGGAACUGUAAAGGGCAAGCAACCCACAGAUGUUGUGGCGGGCAAAGUCAAUGGCGAAGAAUUCUCCAGUUUACAGCUGCAGGGCGGCGACGUUACCCGCGGUAUUUACAAAUGGACAGAACAGGCAGAAGCGAAGAGCAAGCUCAAUCGCAGCAAAAGCUUUGAUCACAUGCGGCCUGAACCCGAGGAGGAAGUCACGGAUAUUAGCACCAUCAAGGUUCCCGGCGGAUUCAGGCGUGAUCACCUACGAAGGCGGGCUUUCAGUCCAAGUGGACAACAAGCCGAGCAGGGCGGCAGCGGAGUCGGCUCCCCUGGAACGCUUGACCAACCUAGGUUGUUUACCUCGAGCUUCCUUGAGUUUCUGUCCAUCUAUGGCCACUUUGCCGGCGAGGAACUUGAAGAAGACGAUGAAAAUCUGGGACCAAACGAAAUCUGGGACUCGGGAGAAGAUCGCGACGGCCGAGAUGAGGAGCCGACCGAAGAUAGCGCCCUCUUGGGCCCUUCAAAGAAGAGGCGGAAGAGAAAGGCACGCGGUGGCAGCGGCAAGAACAGUCCCAUGAAUGCUGCACUGCUGUUGUUGAAGUCCUUUGUGGGUACAGGGGUCCUGUUUCUGCCCCGAGCCUACCUGAACGGCGGAAUGCUCUUCAGCAACCUCGUAUUGCUGUUUGUCAGCGUUCUUAGCUACUACUGUUUUGUCCUUUUGGUGACGACGCGCUUGAACGUCGAGGGCUCGUUUGGCGACAUGGGCGGUAUAUUGUACGGCAAGUGGAUGCGGAGUCUGAUUCUGGGCUCGAUUGUCAUCAGCCAGAUCGGCUUCGUAGCUGCUUACACCGUCUUUACUGCCCAAAAUCUCCAGGCUUUUAUCCACGCGGUAUCCGACUGCAAGGCGUCAAUCACCAUCCCAUUGCUUAUUCUCAUGCAGACGGCCAUUUUCCUCCCAUUCUCCCUUCUACGUGAUAUCGGAAAGCUGGGGUUCACAGCCCUCAUUGCCGAUGCGUUCAUCAUGGUCGGUCUGGCAUACCUGUUUUACUACGACAUCAUUACGCUCAACGCAAAUGGUCUGGCAGAUGUCAUCAUGUUUAACCAGAAGGAUUGGACCCUGUUCAUCGGGACCGCCAUUUUCACAUUUGAAGGCAUCGGCCUCAUCAUCCCCAUCCAGGAAUCGAUGAAGCAUCCUACAAAGUUCCCUCGCGUUCUCUUUCUCGUCAUGAUUAUCAUCACAGUUCUUUUCACAGUCAUGGGGGCGGUUUCAUAUGCCGCCUACGGAUCCAAGACUGAAACCGUUGUUCUGCUCAAUCUGCCACAGGACGACAAGUUCGUCAACGGAGUACAGAUGUUGUACUCUUGUGCUAUUUUGCUCUCAACACCGCUACAGAUAUUCCCUGCCAUUCGUAUCAUCGAGACGGAGCUGUUCACCCGUAGCGGCAAGUACAACCCUUGGAUCAAGUGGAAGAAGAAUGUGUUCCGGUUUUUCAUGGUGAUGCUCUGCUCUGCGAUUGCGUGGGGAGGUGCGAACCACCUUGACAAGUUUGUUGCCCUGGUUGGCAACUUUGCAUGUAUUCCACUGGUGUACAUUUACCCCCCCCUUUUGCAUUACAAGGCAGUUGCUCGAACUAGAUGGUGGAGAAUUUCCGACAUUAUCCUAUGCAUAUUUGGUUUCGUCGCAAUGGCAUACACCACUGCGUUGACCAUUAUGAGCUGGGCGACUUCUGAACCCCCGAGCCCAGGAUACUGUGACCGGAAGGGACCGUAG
Metarhizium album ARSEF 1941 is the source of this 2262-nucleotide messenger RNA. RefSeq names its product Amino acid transporter, transmembrane. The coding region runs from base 1 to 2262 and encodes 753 amino acids. Gene Ontology annotation, molecular function: amino acid transmembrane transporter activity. The record is from RefSeq and is a predicted model, not a curated record. Gene Ontology annotation, biological process: amino acid transmembrane transport. The transcript is spliced from 2 exons. NCBI's taxonomy places the organism in Eukaryota, Fungi, Ascomycota, Sordariomycetes, Hypocreales, Clavicipitaceae.